This is a messenger RNA of Hypomesus transpacificus, 4209 nucleotides long. It is a transcript of the gene prom1b, whose product is annotated as prominin 1 b. Gene Ontology annotation, cellular component: microvillus; cell surface; prominosome. The record is from RefSeq and is a predicted model, not a curated record. Bases 285 to 2993 code for a protein of 902 amino acids. The transcript has 29 exons. NCBI's taxonomy places the organism in Eukaryota, Metazoa, Chordata, Actinopteri, Osmeriformes, Osmeridae. Gene Ontology annotation, molecular function: cholesterol binding.
GGUUUCGGAUAGUGAAUCUUGCGGAGAUGUGUACCAUGACUUCUUCUAGAUUAAAUAGGAGUUGACAGAGGAUUUCUGGAUAAUUGGAGAUUUCUUUACCCAGCUUAUUUUGUUUCGGGGACUUCACGUCGGUUACGCUACGGAGGAGACAGAUAAGCCGUUGAAGGAGACAGGUGUUCUUCCCGCUUCAUCCAGCAUUGCUCCCCAGCGUUCUUACAUUUCCUAUUUUAAACAGUUAUUUAUUGAACUUUUUUGUUAUUUUUUAAACGGGACAGUUUCGAGUCAUGCGGUGGACAGCCGGACUCGUAUUGAUACUAUGCUGGGGAUCAUCGAGCAGUCAGCCACAGCGGGAUUCACCUGAGGAUGAUUCUUCCCUUAGCCAAGCGGACUCCUCAAGACAGCGGUCCCCGCCACCUGUGCAGGCCCUAGACUUUGGUUUCGUGCCGUCAGCCGUGUAUGAAACACACGCUUAUUAUGAGCCCGGUACCAUUGGAAUUCUGUUCCACAUGGUACACGCGUUCCUCUACGUGGUCCAACCAAACCCCUUUCCCAAAGAUUUGAUCGUUAGAAUCAUUCAGCAGAACAUGGGAGGCAUCAAAAUAGAGGAGUGGAGGAAGCCAGACAACGUGGUCAUGUUACUCCAGGCCAUCUACUAUGAGACGGGCUUCAUCGUGUGUGUGUGCGUGGGGUGUGUGUUCGUGCUGCUGAUGCCCAUCGUGGGGAUGUGCUUCUGUGUGUGUCGCUGCUGUGAGAACUGCGGCGGCGAGAUGCACCAACGCCAGAGGAAAAACAUCGACUGCCAGCGAGGGUUCUACACCACUGCGCUCAUCGCCACUUCCAUCUUCAUCACGGUGGGAGUUCUGUUUGCGUACGCUGCAAAUCACAACAUCAGCUCCCAGAUCAAGAGUACCAGACGUCUUAUCAACACCAACAUGAGAGACCUGAAGACCUUUGCCAACAACACUCCUGCACAAAUUGACUACUUGACAGCCCAGUAUUCUACCGCCAAGAACAAAGUCCUUUCAGACAUGGAUAACAUUGGGCCGUUGCUGGGAGGGAGGAUCCAAUCACAGCUGGAGAAAGAGGUGGUGCCAUCUCUGGAUACCGCCCUCCGCAUGGCUGGAGCCAUGCGGGAGACCAAGGAAGGCCUAGAGACGGUCAGCUCCUCUCUGGAGGUGCUCCAUGAGGGGACCGCCCGCCUGCAGGCCAGCCUGGCCGGGGAGCGCUCCUCCCUGUCCAACACCCUGUCGGACCCCGCCUGCACCAACGGAGCCGUGUCUCACACCUGCAACACCAUCCGCUCUACACUCACACAGCUGGGGGUCAACGCCGACUUCACCGGGCUUGCUGAUGUGGGCAAUCAGCUGGACAGUCUGGAUACCUUACUGAAGACAGACCUCAGCAACAUCGUCCAGAGGGGCUACUCAUCCUUCAAUGACACUCCCAGACUGGUGAAAGAGCAAACCAAGGACGUGGUGGCAGCAUUGCCUCGAGUAAAGGGAAUGCUGGAUAAGAUUGGAGGAGAGAUUAUUGGCUUUUCCAAGAUGUUCCCAGUGGAGCCAUCUCUGGCUAACUUCACCAUCUUCCUGGGUCAGGGCCAAAAGAACAUCGAGUCCUAUUACCCCCAGAUCGACCAGCUAGAUUUCUACAGGUGGAUAGGCUGCGUGACUGUUCUGUGUACAGUGGUACUGAUCCUGGCUUUCAACUUCCUGGGUCUGCUGUGUGGCACCUGUGGCUACGACAGACAGGCCACGCCCACCACCCGUGGCUGCCUCUCCAACACCGGGGGCAACCUGCUCAUGGCAGGGGUAGGGUUCACCUUCAUCUUUGCCUGGAUGCUGAUGGGGGUUGUAGGUGCUGGUUUCCUGGUCGGGGGAAACGUGGAGAAGUUGUUGUGCGAGCCUCUGGCUAACAAGCAACUGUUUAAGAUCCUAGACACUCCUUACAUGGUUCACCCAACAAAGAAGAACUUCCUCCCUGGAAUGCUAUUCCAGAAUCCCAACAUCGACCUCACUGUAGGAAGCAUGUACCGGGAGUGUGUGAAAAACAAUGGUCUGUAUCAUGCUCUGCAGCUGGAAACCAUGUUCAACAUCAACAGCUUCCUAAACAGGACUGUGUACAAUAAAGACCUGAGCAAAGUGUUUGAGGGUGUGAAGAUAGACCUGCAGAAUAUUCAGCUGCUGGACCCGGAGGGAAGAGACAACCUCAUCAACUUUGCCAACACUGGAGUGGGAGAGAUCAACUUUGCAGCCUACCUGGCUGAGGUGAACAAGGGCGUGACUCUGGUGGAUCUCUUGUCCUUCUGCAACGAGCUUGAGGCUCAGGCUGACCAACUGCCACGAGGAGCUCUGGAGAACGCACUGAAGGGCCAUGCCAGCAAUAUCAGACAGAUUCACAAAGAACAGGUGGUCCCAAUGGAGCAAGCAGUGAAAUUUGUGAGAGCUCGGAGUAGCCUCAGCUCAAGCAUUCGCUUACUGCAGAGAACAGCUCGUGAACUACCGGCCAAAGUCACAAAUGUCCUGAGUGCCAUCGACGCAGCCGAAUACCUCAUAACGCAGAAUGCAUCACAUGUGGUCAAGCAGGAAACAGGCGCCUAUAUACAGACUUUGGUGGGCUACUUCAAACAGUACACCACUUGGGUGAAGCAUUCUCUGACGGGGGAAGUGGCUCAAUGUAAACCCAUCAGUAACCUGAUCGACUCCAUGGAGAUAGUGACCUGCAGCUUCAUAGUGGACUCAGUGAACACGUUCUGGUUGGGGCUGGGAUGCUGCUGUUUCUUCCUCAUCCCCAGCACCAUCCUUUCUGUAAAACUGGCCAAGUACUACCGGAGGAUGGACACAGAGGAUGUCUUUGAGGAUAUGGUUAUAACAGGUUACCAUGGAGAGCAGGUAUUUGGUAUCCAUGGCAACCCAGCCAUGUUCAGUUGCCCAUCCUACAACACCCUGACUCGUUUCCCCCGAGCCUCUGCCCCUCCACAGUAUCCUGACUGGUGACACUGAGGAGGGCUCUCACCACCAGAGAGCGGCCAAGAGAACUGGAACUGACUUUGCCCUCACGGUGAACCAGAACUCCCUUCCCAACAAGCGACACAGAAAGAGGAGGGGCGGCACACCAAAGGGAGGCAAGAAUCAUUGUACUGAGAGGGCUCCUGUCCUGACCCCACCCUUCACUCCAAUAGACAAGGGUGUUGGUGAUCAGCCAAUUAGAAUCACCCAAAUGACCCCCAUCCCUGCACCACCACCACCACACAUUCUAGUAACCAAUCAGAGUUAAAAAAAAUUGAGAUGAUCAUUCUGUUUCAUUGGACAGUAUUCCUGAUGAAUGAGUGUUAUUUAUACAGUAAAUGGAUAUGUAUUAUAACUUUUUAGAAUAUAAGUUUGUUAUAACUUCAUGUGCAGUUCACCUCUCUGACAAAUGUACAUUUUAUACGCUUUCAAUACAUUUGAAAGUUUUAUAUGUUUUGUUUGUCCAUUUUUCUUUUAUAACCAUGUUUGUAGAUACUUUUUUUUCUCUCUCUCUCCUGUAUGUAUUAUGUCUGGGAAUGUUUGAUACUAUGGAAACUUGGUGCAAGCUUUGGCUCUGAAAGGCUCCAUAGCUGUAACCUGAUAGCUUGUAACAGAGACUCUAUUUCAAUUCCACAAGUAAAUAAAAAAAUAUUUUGUAAUAAGUUAAUUAUAAGAAGACAGUUUUGAUACUUUUUCCAAUUAAAUUUCAUUGAAACUGAUUUCCUAAAUUGACAGAAUUAAAGCAGGAUUGUCCCCACCCAAUGUUAGCAGAGAAGUAUCAGAAGGUACAAACAGCUCUUUAUAAUCGAUCAUGUUGUCUCAUCAUCAAUAGGCUGUACUUGCUCCAGUGUCUUAUGUAAACUACUGAGGUUGUCCUGCUCCAUGUUACUGCAGGAGGGACAGUGCUAUAAGCUACCAUUACUGUUAAACACACACACACACACUUUGUAACAACUAACAGACAUACUCAUACUGUAUCUUAUUGUAGACUUUUUUCUUCUUUUUUUUCAUAAGACCAUGUUAUCAGACUCUUAGGUGAUUGUGAAGUCAGACUUACAUAGCUGCGUCCCGGGUUUUGUGACUAGAUUGCCGGGUCACAGUGGUUGUGUGAUGUCACUUCCUGCUAUGUCUGAGCACACCAUUGUUGAGAGGUGUUCAAGCUGUGAAAACUGCGAAAUAAAGACUUCAGUCCAGUGAAUCUGGG